Messenger RNA from Phodopus roborovskii (desert hamster), 981 nucleotides. RefSeq names its product proline-rich protein 2-like. The transcript has a single exon. NCBI's taxonomy places the organism in Eukaryota, Metazoa, Chordata, Mammalia, Rodentia, Cricetidae. The record is from RefSeq and is a predicted model, not a curated record. Bases 1 to 981 code for a protein of 326 amino acids.
AUGGCUCAAAAGCCCACCUCCACCAGCCAGGGCGAGCACGCUCGCCGAUGCGGACGCCCUGACCCGAUCGUUCGUCCCGCGCCAAAGCCCGGGGCCUCUGAGAUGCUGACGGCUCAGCAGCCCUCGGGGCGGGCAGCUCCGGCGCGAGGCCUGAAGCGCCGGCGCCUGGGGCCCGGAGUCGGCCCCACACGCAAAGUUUCCAAAGUUGGGGCCGCGGCGGGCGGGCGGGCCGCGCCGCAGACGGUGAGGCGGCCGGGCCGGGCCCCGGGCCGCCGCCGGGAUGGAGCCGCCCGCCCGCCCCGCCGCCCCGCCGCCCCGCCGCCCCGCCGUCCCGGCCCGCCGACCUUACCCCGCGGCCCGCCCGCUCGGCCGGCUCAGGGGCGCCGCGCGCAUCCUCCGCCGUCGUCCGCAGCGUCCAGCUCCCCGGGCAGCCCCAUGUCGGGGGGCGGGGAAGGGCCGGCGGCCGCCGCCGCCGCCGCCGUCGCCGCCGGCUGGAAAGUCCCUGCUGGGCUGCAACCCGGCUCGCGCACGCGGCGGCCGCCGGCCGCGCCGCCUCACGCACCCUCGCGCUGGCACUUCCUCUCGCGCGCUGGAAAUCCCCGCGGGCCGCCGGCGCGCGCCCCGGCGCGCCCGCCCCGCCCCCGCCGCCCGCGCGCCUCCUCGGCCCCGCCCCGGCCCCGCCCCCUCCGUGCGCGCCCGCGCCCGUUGCUAGGGACCCUCGGCCCCGCGCUCGCCGCCGGCCUUAGCAACGGCGGCGCGCGCGCCCCGGCCCCCUCCGCGCGCGCGCCCUCGCGCCCCGCCCGCGGCCCGGCCUUUCCGGGUCAAAAAGCCAGCCGGGCGCAGUCGGGCGGGCGAAGAGGGCGCCCCGCGUCGUCGCCGCCGCCGCCACCUCGACGGGCGGCCCCGACGCCGCCGCCUGCUCCGGCUCCCCCACCGUCACAUCACACCUGUGGAGGACGCCGGGCCGCGGGCGGCCGCUGA